GACCGGGGACGAAAGUCAACAUGUAAUUUUGUGUAGAAAACUUAGAGUGAAAUAAAAAAUUCAUAUAAUCUAAACGUAAGUCGCGACAAAAUGGAUCUGUAAUCAGUUUAAGUAGUAAUAAAGUCGAUAUUUUUUAACUUUUAAAAAAUAAAAAUAAAAAUACCCUGUUUAUUGCUGUUUAUGUACCGUACUAUGAAAAUCCUACUGUAAAGAUUUGUAAAUCAACUGUACAAUGGAUAACGAGGAGCUUUUAGUUCCAGGUUUUUGGAGGAAUAGACAUCCACAAAUCAACAAUCAAUUUCAUGGACAAGGUCCUAGAGGGCCUCUACAUCGAAGAGGGCGGAAUAUGAGUCAAGGUCCACGAGAACCGAUACAAGGCAGGGGCCGUAAUACAAGUCAAGGUCCUCGAGAACCGACACGCGGGAGAGGUCGUAAUUUAAGUCAAGGUCCUCGAGAGCCGGCAAACGGAAGAGGCCGUUAUAUAGAUAACCAUCUAUCACAUCACCAACGGGGUAAAACUGGCAAGCGCGAGCAGCGGCCUAGGCAUGUCGGGUUCCUGUACUUAGAGAAACUAGCCGAAAGCGCCGACACGGAUAUAAUACAAAAUGUUAACAAACAGUACGACGCUCUGCUCGAUCUGCUGACAUCUCCAAUAGACCGCCCCGACAUUUACUUCCUAGUGCUGAAAGUAGCGCAGAAAGUCGUCGGAUGCUCGUUCGAUCGGCUCAAAAUAAAAUUCCUCCUGGACCUUUGUAAUUCGCAGUUCAUUAUUUACUUGCGAACCUAUUUGAUGGACCUGCCGUACGCGAGCGACGAAGACCGACGUGCUAACAAAAUGUACUGGCAGAAUCCGGACGAAUUUUGGGGGAAUCUCGUUGCAUUCUGCGAAUGUAUGAUGACCACUGCGCCCUCCGUAGCCAAGAGCAAGUGCAGGUCCCUAGUCGAGGACACGUCCAAACUCUGCCUGGAGAAGUUGAGCGAAAACCACUCGUAUAUGCUUCCCGACGAGCUCAGUUCAAAACUCAACGAUUUGCGGGAUGCCAUGAAAAUUGUAGAGGAGAAAUUGGCCAAUACGAAGAAAACUGUAGUCGUAGACCAGGGGGAUCCUCCGGACGACUUUCGUGAGCUGAGCGUCCUCCCCACGAGGGAGGAUCUGUUGGUCAACAAGCCAUUCAUCCGGCCUAACAUCAUCGACGGCGCCUACCGCGACGUGGACCACUACCUGGACGUCCAGUUCCGCCUGCUCCGCGAAGAUUGCUUCGGCCCGCUCCGAGAUGGAUUAUACCAAUACAUUAAGGAUCCAUCAAAAAGGAGAUACGACAAUAUACGGAUAUAUCAAGACGUUCGAUUCUUACGUCCAUACGUAUCCAAUUAUAAAAUUGGUACUGUGAUUCAAGUCGAUAAGGGAACAACGAAAAGAUUUAAAAACGUGAAUUGGUCACACAGUCAGAGGCUGAAGUUUGGCACUCUACUUCUAUUGACUAAAGACAACUGCAAAAGUUUCAUGACCGUGACUGUGAUGGACCGCGACAAAUGGUACCUGGAGAACGGUCAAAUUCCAGUCGAACUACUAGAUUUGAACGUCGGCGAUGAAAUUUACGACGGAGAAUCUUACACGAUGAUAGAGAGCGAAGUCUACUUCGAGCCGUAUCAACACGUGCUGCGCGCACUGCAAGAUUCUCAAUUCCCGAAUCAGCUGGCUAUGAAGAAAUACAUAGUGGACGUCGAUGUCCAACCAUCUCGACCCAAAUAUUUAAAACAUAUCGAGGAGUAUACGUAUAAAACUGAAAAUGCGUUGGAAGAUGAUAUGACAUUUCAACCGAAUAAUGACGCGUGGCCGUCGUCCGACGAUCUCGGUCUCGACGAGAGUCAAUUCGAGGCCUACAAGGUGGCCCUCACGCACGAGUUCGCCGUCAUCCAGGGCCCGCCGGGCACGGGCAAAACCCACAUCGGCGUGGAAAUCGCCAAAACAUUACUGUGGAACGCGUCGAAUAUCCGCGUGAAGAAACGGUACCAUUGUAUAUUGCUCCUCGUCUGCUACACCAACCACGCCCUCGAUCAGUUCCUGGAGGCCCUCCUGCCCUACACCGACUCCAUCGCCCGCAUCGGAGGCCAGUCGAGGAGCGAAGAGCUCGAGAAGUACAACCUAUCGGCGCUCAAAGCUAAACACAGGUCUUAUACGUUCAAUGAUCUCAGAAAUACGGUGAACGCCACGAUGUCACGCCUGAUGUCGGUUCAGAAUCUCAUGAGUAACGCUCACAGCGGUGUCCUGAGGUUGCAACUGUUGGAAAACGACCCGCUGCCCGACGCCUCGAUCAAUUUCGAUGAAAUCCGCAAUUUACAUGAUACUAUAUAUAGAAAGGCUGGUCAUCGCACUCACCCUGAUCCGAUGGGCUUGUGGUUGUUCGAGGACAUGAAAGUCGAUUAUGACGAGAUCAUCGACGAGACGGUAAUAGUCGGCGAAGUGCAGGAGUAUGUCGCUGUGUCGAAUUCUAAGGAUGACGACCGACAAAAUCCGUUUGCUUUUUCCUUACCCGAAGCCUGCAAUGAGAUACUAAAAAUGAUAACGGCUUACGAGAAAGAGGUGGAGUUAGCGAAAAAAGUUAAAUUACAAAGAUAUAUUGCAUUUCUCCGAGGACAAAUCAGAUUAUUCACAAGAAUGAGAGAACUAUAUUAUCAUCACCAUGACGUGCAGAGUGGACACGCUCGUAACUUAAAUAUUCCGGAUUACGUGUACUUCAGAUGGAUGACAUAUUUCCGCUGGGUUGACCACUUCAACGAAAUAAAAAAUCAGGAAAUGAUAAAAAUUAAGAAAGAAGCGGCCCAACUCCUAAAAGACUACGAAGAAGCAAAAUUAGUUAUAGACUGUGAGGUACUAAGGGAAGUGGAUGUCAUAGGCAUGACGACUACUGGAGCUGCGCGACUGCGCAAGAUGAUACAAGACAUAGGUCCUCCUAUCGUUAUCGUCGAGGAGGCAGCUGAAGUCCUCGAGCAGCACAUUAUAACAUCCCUCACAAAAGAUUGUCAACACCUCAUAUUAAUCGGCGACCACAAGCAGCUGCGGCCGUCGGCGGCGCACAUGCGUCUGGCGCGGCAGUACAAUAUCGAGGUGUCGUUGUUCGAGCGCAUGAUCCUCAACAGCGUGCACUCGCGCCGCCUGCGCGUGCAGCACCGCAUGCGUCCGCCCUUCGCACGCCUGCUCGCCCCGCACAUAUACCCAGACCUGCUCAACCAUCCCUCGGUGGAACACUUCCCCGACGUGCGCGGGGUCACCGCCAACUUGUUCUUCUACACCCACGAGCACCAAGAGUUGGCGGAGGCUGACAGCGCCAGCAAGAGUAACCCAAAGGAGGCUGACAUGGUUCUUCUGUUGGCCAACUACCUAAUGCAGCAAGGUUACGACGCGAAGGAUGUCACCAUCCUAGCCGCAUAUUCGGGACAAAUGUUCUAUAUGAAAAAUGAAAGGAAGGGGUACACACACCUUGAUCAGGUCAAAAUAACUUUAGUCGAUAACUAUCAAGGCGAAGAGUCCAAAAUUAUUCUGCUGUCGCUCGUGAGGAACAACCACAACGACAGUAUAGGUUUCUUGGGGACUGAAAAUAGAAUCUGCGUUGCUUUAUCGAGGGCUAGAGAAGGCUUUUAUAUUUUUGGCAAUAUGAACUUAUUGAAGAAGAAUUCCACUUUAUGGAGCACGAUCGACAAUAUUUUGAGUGAAGACGGCCUCGUGGGCUCCACUCUUAUGCUCCGAUGUGAGAAUCACAGGGAGAACACUACCGAGAUUUCUUCGGCAGAAGACUUCGUGAAAGUGCCAGAGGGAGGAUGUCUUUUACAAUGUGAAUUCAGGCUCCAAUGUGGGCACCAGUGUCCGCUCCUGUGUCACAACUAUGGCCGCGACCACGCGGAAAUAAAAUGUGACAAGCAGUGUGAUCGGCAAUGUGAGAACGAGCACCCGUGUCGACUCAAGUGCAGAGAACCAUGUAUAUGUAGAGUGCGCAUGACCAAGAAGUUCCCCUGUGGCCACGAGAACGAAGUGCCCUGCUACGUGGAUCCCGAGAGAGGACGCUGCCACACUGAGCUAGAAGUCACGCUGCCUCUGUGCGGCCACCAGGCCAAGAAGGAGUGCUGGGUCGACAUAAAGUCUGUACGAUGUGCGGUUCCCUGUGACCAUCGCAUGGACCCGUGCGGUCACACGUGCACUUUUAAAUGCCACGUCAAUCAUGACCCACACCACGAGAAAUACAAGUGUCCAAAACCGUGUGCUCGAAAAAACAACGGGUGCUCCAACGAGGAAGAGGACACACCUGACGAACACAUGUGCAAAAAACUGUGCCACGAAAAGUGCGACGAUUGCAACGUGCAGGUGAAAAAGAGAAGAAGUACGUGCACGCACAAGGAAGAAGUACCCUGCUCCAAGGAUAUUGACAAGGAGCGCUGCAUGAAAAAAUGUACUCGAAAGUUACCGUGCGACCACUUCUGUAAAAAGAAAUGUUGGGAGCCGUGCGGAGACUGCGAUCAGAUGGUGAACAAAGUCGUCGCCGAGUGCCAGCACAGCGUGAGAAUAAAGUGCAAGUCGGAGGCGACGCGCGCGCAGUGCUUGUCUCGGUGCGGGCGCGCGUUGAGCUGCGGGCACGCGUGCGAGCGGGCGUGUAAGGAGCCGUGCGACGCGGACGCGUGCGCGGCGCCCGCCGCCCGCGCGAUCCCCGCCGCCUGCGGACACGACGUGACCCCGCCCUGCGCCGUGGCUAGGAAAAUUGCUGGUACGGAGGUUGACUCCGACUCGUUGCUGCAAUACUGCACCGCACCGUGCGGCGCGGCACUGCAGUGCGGGCACACGUGCGCCGGCGACUGCGGCCGCUGCCUGCAGGGCCGCCUGCACGUGCCCUGCGCGCACCCCUGCGGCCGCGACAACUUCUGUGGACACACAUGUCCCGAGCCAUGCAGCAAAGUGUGCCCGCCCUGUAGGCGACAGUGCGACGUCCGAUGUAUGCACUCCAAGUGUACGCAGAUCUGCGGGGCUCCUUGCGCCUCGUGCAAGGAGAAGUGCGGUCGUGCGUGCGUGCACGGACAGUGUACGCGGCGGUGCGGGCAGGCGUGCACGCGCGCGCCGUGCACGGAGCGGUGUGCGAAGCCCCUGGCGUGCGGCCACGCCUGCCGCGGCUUCUGCGGCGAGCCCUGCCCCUCCGUCUGCAAGAUAUGCAAACCCGACGACUUCCCCAGAGACUUUUUGGGCGACGAAUUCGACGAUGAUGCCAUCUUCGUUCUUAUAGAAGACUGUGGGCACGUUUUGCAUUCUGAGGAUAUGGAAAAUCUAAUGAACGGCGACCAGGAGACUAUAGGAGUACGGAAAUGCCCGUUCUGCAGGAGGGCAAUAAUCAACACCCAGCGAUACAAGAAUACGAUAAGUGAAAUGUUCAAGAAGAAUAUUAAUCCCGUGAAAAGAAAAAUUUACGGGAAUUUUGAGAAAAUUAUUCAAACAAGAAAUGAACUACUGAAGGACUUACUGGAUUCCAGCAAAGAAAUUAGCAGUUCGCCCCUAGCGUUGUUAAAAGAUUUAGUCUCAAAACCCUGUUUAAGACUGACAUUAGCAGUGAAACACAACAAGAAAUGCGAUAAUCUCCAGCUGCAGAUGUACAGGACCAGCUUGAACGCGAUAAAGGUGCUGGCUGACUACUGCCGCGACUACCAGGAGAACGCAGCGAAAACUAUGACCGUGCGGACGCAGUUCGAUGCCGCGAUGAAAACGCAAGUCGAAAUGCUGAGCCGCUACCUCUUUCAGAACGUGGACAAACUGAGCGUGCAGCAGCAGCAGGACUAUAACAACGAACUGAAACGCAUCAACACGAUGAUCAAUUUGUCGCGGGCGUUCGACGAUCCCACAUUCAUGAGCGUGAGGACCGACCCCACCGUGGCCGCGGCCGAGAGGGAGGCGAAGUUGCGAGUCCUCGGCCGGACCGUGUUCGAUCCCGAGAGCGCCGACAGAGCUCUGAAAGCCCUGGGGGAGGCGACCAAGACGAGCUUCAACCCAGUAAAGGAGAGGGAGAUGAUCGUCCGGGCGAUCGGCCUGGGGCCCGGUCACUGGUACAAGUGCCCCAACGGCCACUUCUACUGCAUAGGCGAGUGCGGCGGCGCCAUGCAGGUGGGCACGUGCCCCGAGUGUAAGGAGAAGAUCGGGGGGCGGAGUCACGCGCUGCUGCCCACCAACCGCCACGCCGGCGAAAUGGACGGCUCGCCGUUCGCCGCUUACUCCGAGCAGGCGAACAACAUGGCCAAUUUUGACUUGAAUUUUAUCGAUUAGUAGACGCGAGCGAUGGGUACGUAAGUUACUAUUAAAAGUUGAUUCGUAGGCAGGUGGACCUACGUAUUUUCCUCGCCUUAUGUUAGAAGACAGAUCACGACCGACUAACAUUCAAUUGAAGUAACUCGACCGAGUAAUCUGGGUACGCUAUCUUGCCUACGAAUCAAUUUCUUUGAUGGUACUUAACUUUCAAAGUUUAUUAAACGUUAUUAAUGUUAUGGACGUUUUAGGCGUUUCGACGUGCACGUUUUAUGCGCACGAAGAUUCAAUUCGCACGAUUUCCUAAACGCUACAGCAGAAAACGCGCACGCAAAACGUUUCAUUCCACGUAUCAUAUUACCGACCUAUCCGAACUGAUACCAAAUUAAAACUUAACGGCCUUUCCCAAUAUUAUUCAAUCUAUAUCUGGUUUGACAUACAACCGAUCGCAGCUAACAUUGAAUU
This is a messenger RNA of Aricia agestis (brown argus), 6739 nucleotides long. RefSeq names its product NFX1-type zinc finger-containing protein 1-like. The record is from RefSeq and is a predicted model, not a curated record. Lineage: Eukaryota; Metazoa; Arthropoda; Insecta; Lepidoptera; Lycaenidae. Gene Ontology annotation, biological process: regulatory ncRNA-mediated heterochromatin formation. Gene Ontology annotation, molecular function: helicase activity; zinc ion binding. Bases 233 to 6295 code for a protein of 2020 amino acids. The transcript has 31 exons. Gene Ontology annotation, cellular component: nucleus; nuclear RNA-directed RNA polymerase complex.